AUGCCUCCCGGCGGCGGCGGGCCCAUGAAAGACUGCGAGUACAGUCAGAUCAGCACCCACAGCUCCUCCCCCAUGGAGUCGCCCCACAAGAAAAAGAAAAUCGCGGCCCGGAGGAAAUGGGAGGUCUUCCCGGGAAGAAACAAGUUCUUUUGCAACGGGAGGAUCAUGAUGGCCCGGCAGACGGGCGUCUUCUACCUGACUCUCAUCCUCAUCCUGGUCACUAGCGGACUGUUCUUCGCCUUCGACUGUCCCUACCUAGCGGUGAAAAUCACCCCCGCCAUCCCCGUGGUUGGAGGAGUCCUCUUCUUCUUCGUGAUGGGGACCCUGCUGCGCACCAGCUUCAGCGACCCCGGGGUCCUUCCGCGAGCCACGCCCGACGAAGCGGCCGACCUGGAAAGGGAAAUAGAUAUCGCCAAUGGCACCAGUUCAGGGGGGUACCGCCCGCCUCCCAGAACCAAAGAAGUCAUCAUCAAUGGCCAGACCGUGAAACUUAAAUACUGUUUCACCUGCAAGAUUUUCCGCCCCCCUCGCGCCUCUCAUUGUAGCCUUUGUGAUAACUGCGUAGAACGGUUUGAUCACCACUGUCCCUGGGUAGGCAACUGUGUGGGGAAAAGAAACUACAGAUUUUUUUAUAUGUUUAUUUUAUCUCUGUCUUUUCUGACAGUCUUUAUAUUUGCAUUCGUUAUCACCCACGUCAUUCUUCGUUCGCAACAGACAGGAUUCCUAAAUGCGCUUAAGGACAGUCCUGCGAGCGUGCUAGAGGCCGUGGUGUGCUUCUUUUCCGUCUGGUCAAUCGUUGGCCUCUCAGGUUUCCACACGUAUCUGAUCAGCUCCAACCAGACAACAAAUGAAGAUAUUAAAGGAUCUUGGUCAAAUAAAAGAGGUAAAGAAAAUUACAAUCCCUACAGCUACGGAAAUAUCAUUACCAAUUGCUGUGCUGCCCUCUGUGGGCCCAUCUCUCCCAGCCUAAUUGACAGAAGAGGGUACAUCCAGCCGGACACGCCGCAGCCAGUGGCACCCCCCAACGGCAUCACCAUGUACGGGGCCACCCAGUCACAGAGCAACAUGUGCGAUCAAGACCAGUGCAUUCAGAGCACCAAAUUCGUUUUGCAGGCCGCGGCCACGCCCCUGCUGCAGAGCGAGCCCAGCCUCACCAGCGACGAGCUGCACCUGCCGGGCAAGCCCAGCCUCGGAGCCCCCUGCGCCGGCCUGACGCUGGGCCCGCCCACGCCGCCCUCCUCCAUGCCCAACCUCAGCUCCGAGGCGGCGCUCGCGGACAUACUGCCCCUGAAAGAGGAGCACGUGGGCCACCAGUUCCUGACCCCCGAGGAGGCGCCCUCGCCCCCCAGGAUGCUGGCGGCGGGCAGCCCCAUCACGCACAGCCGCACCAUGCACGUCCUGGGCCUGGCCAGCCAGGACUCCCUGCACGAGGACUCGGUGCGCGGCCUGGUCAAGCUCAGCUCCGUGUGACCCGCCGGGGCCCUUUGCACCAGCGCGAGCAAAGGGGACGGUCCCGCAAAACAACUCACGCCGCUAGAUGCUCAGACUCCACAGGGCGGCCCGGUGGAAAGGACGACUCUGGGGCCUGGGAUAAGAGACCACUUAGAACGCAAUUGGAGCCACACCUGAUGGCAGAGGGUGGGCAGAGGUCAGAUGCUUAACAGCUUUAUUUUCUUUGAAUUCUUUUUCCCCCACCCUGACCGCGUUGAACAAAACGAAAAUAGAGAGGAUGCUAUUUUCAGGCCUUUGGGAUAUGAAGGGUGGGCAGAGGGGAGUCCCCUGCCAGCGGGACGCUGGAUGCUGUGCUGUUUGCUGCUCUUGUGACAGACACACCUGAGGUCUCUGGCACUCGUGGCCAGACCGAAUUGCAAUUAAGUGUUAUGCUACUAAUAUUUGAAAUCGACAAUUGCUAUUCCAUUUGUUAAUUAAAAAAACAAACAAACAAACCUAAAGGGAAAAAAAAAAAGCCCGGAUGUGGAUUUGCAUGCCAUGCUGCAGUAUGUGUUACAGUGGUGUUGGUAUUCCAAAGGAAGUGCUGCUUUUUCUUUUUUUUUUUUUAAUUUUGUGAAUUUUCCAGGGCUGUUUUACUGGAGGACAGCGCAACAGACUGAGACUAAUUAAUGGACACUGUCAUCACUUGUCAAUUUAUUUGGCUUAAUUAUACCUGGGCAGGUGAGGCUUAGACUUCAGAGGGCUGCUGGGUUUUAUCACAUUAAAUAUCAUUUAACUUUCUGUUUAGUGAUUAGAUAAGGUGUUGUGCCAUUCCAGCCACCGCCUUCACCUCUAUGUGAUGAAACUUCCUGUGGACAUCCAAUAAAAUGACAUCCUCUAUUAUUUUGGAUCUGCGUACAGUUCUCCUUAACAGCUUAGAUGAAAGCAAAAUCAUCUGGAUGGCCUGGGAAGAGUUUGUUCUUAUUAAAGCAUCCCUAGCAAGGAAUGAUCCAAGAACCACCCAAAAUGAAAACUUUGAAUUGUGGGGUAUUUAUGGGAUGAUUUCUUAGGUAAAGAGUAACUUUUGUUUUUUGUUUUCUAUUUUUUUCUCUCUUUGAAGAUUUCCAUGAGGCUGUUAGUCUGCAGUGGGGUGGGAGGGGGGCUGUGCCCAGGGAGGAGGGUCCCGUCCUGGCCAUCUGCUGGGCUCUGCGUGAUACUGAUGUGCCACCCAACCUCAGAAGGCAACACAUGGUCCUAGAGAAGGUAUUGAAGAACGAGAAGGAGAAACCAGCUUAAAAUAAGUGCCAAGACCAUAUGGAUCAUCACUCUUUCCGAGACAUUAAUCAGAAUGGAAUUAACAAAAAAAUUACCACUUCAUUCUUUUCAGUCUAGAAGGGAACUCACUGGCUUCUUACUUAGGGAGUAAGUCACUUUGGAAGCAGUUGCAGGAGACUCAGCAGGCUUUCUCCCUGGCUUCUUUCCAGAUGAUAAAUCCAACAGCCAAAUCUAUUCAAGUUCAAAAUAACACUCUUGCACUUUACAGCCCUAUGAAAGAUAAUGUGUUGAUCAUUGGUCAAGAAGCCCCAAACUAUUGGCAUGUAUGGAGAAAAGCUGUUUCUCCUGAGAAAGAAUUUCCACUUUAUAAAAAAAAAAGGAAAGGAGAAAAGAAAGAAAACAAACACAAUUUCAAGUUUUCUUUGGAAUAAAGCCAUCUCUUCAGAGAGAAAAAAUAAUAAUUUGUGCUGGAAAAGAACAGAAUGCUUGCAUCAGGAUAUCUUUGAACCAUCUUUCUUUGACAUAUGCAUACAUGCAUUGAAAAUGGAAAAGGCAAAUUAUGUGUAGCCUUUUUUGAUUUGGAGGGGUCUCCUAACUACUUGUACCCGAGAGCCCCUCCUUACCCAACUACACACACUCACCUCACCAUCCUCGGCUCUUGGUGAUGCUCCUUGCCCGUGUUGCCUGUGAGCAGGAAAUGGCAGGUCCUGACACCCCAACGCAGCCUUACAGGUAUUUUGCACAACUUCACGAACCCUGUCUGCUCUUCCCAUCCUUCCAGAGGCCCCAAGAUCAAGCUGGCCCUGAUGAGAAAGAGGGGUGCUCAGGGGGUGACACCAGGCUCCAUUCCACGAUUUUCUCACCUGGAAAACAAAGAGAAUGUCUUGACACCCUUCCAUGUCCAGCAUUUUCUAAUUCAGUGGUUGGCCCUUUCCCAUGACCAACCUUUGUUCUCACAUCACUAAGAAAAAAAAACAAGAAGCAAGGGCCACUAUUCACUUCUUUCCAUAA
Choloepus didactylus (southern two-toed sloth) is the source of this 3717-nucleotide messenger RNA. It is a transcript of the gene ZDHHC14, whose product is annotated as zinc finger DHHC-type palmitoyltransferase 14. The record is from RefSeq and is a predicted model, not a curated record. Lineage: Eukaryota; Metazoa; Chordata; Mammalia; Pilosa; Megalonychidae. Gene Ontology annotation, molecular function: protein-cysteine S-palmitoyltransferase activity. Gene Ontology annotation, biological process: peptidyl-L-cysteine S-palmitoylation; protein targeting to membrane. Gene Ontology annotation, cellular component: endoplasmic reticulum; Golgi apparatus. The coding region runs from base 1 to 1470 and encodes 489 amino acids. The transcript has 9 exons.